Nezara viridula (southern green stink bug) is the source of this 327-nucleotide messenger RNA. NCBI's taxonomy places the organism in Eukaryota, Metazoa, Arthropoda, Insecta, Hemiptera, Pentatomidae. The record is from the annotation of a GenBank genome assembly.
AUGAAAGGGAUCACGUUUUUGGAUACGAAGACUAUGUGGGACCUCAAAAUAAAUAUGUCUAACGUUUCAAUUGACAUAUCAAAGAUUAAAGAACUUACAAUUACCAAGACACUUGUUAGCUACCUGAAGUUUCUGAUUAAAGAUGAAUUAUGUACUCACGAUUCCUCCGAUGCCAGUGUACAAGCUAAGCGUGAGGCAAAGCGCGAGGUGCUUGAGAGCGUCUUUGAGCUUCCACGACGCGCCCGCUCCGCCCCCGAGGAGCACUUGGCCGUCCGGCUCCAUCGGCCACACUCCACUAUAAAAAUAGUCCGCGGCGGUGGGGCGUAG